Messenger RNA from Athalia rosae (coleseed sawfly), 2737 nucleotides. Its product is annotated as methyl farnesoate epoxidase-like. The record is from RefSeq and is a predicted model, not a curated record. Bases 581 to 2083 code for a protein of 500 amino acids. Gene Ontology annotation, cellular component: cytoplasm; intracellular membrane-bounded organelle. Gene Ontology annotation, molecular function: oxidoreductase activity, acting on paired donors, with incorporation or reduction of molecular oxygen, reduced flavin or flavoprotein as one donor, and incorporation of one atom of oxygen; heme binding; iron ion binding. The transcript has 8 exons. Gene Ontology annotation, biological process: xenobiotic metabolic process. Lineage: Eukaryota; Metazoa; Arthropoda; Insecta; Hymenoptera; Athaliidae.
GAGAUCGGUAUACAUACUUAAAAAUAUGUAUACGCACACUGUACACACGUUUAUUUACUCGAAACUAGAACUACGAUUUAUUCAUCAAUUAUAAUAUGAUAAUCGCGAGGUAAUUAUAUAUCUUAAUUGUUUACCAAGUGAUUAUUUUUUUUUCAUUUUUUUUUUUUGCUCCACACGACGUUAAAUAACAAUAAUUAAUUCGCUGUGUGACGCUUAUGAAUCCAGCUUAUUCAUAAAUCUGUGACCUUUUUUCUUAACCCCCGGAUGGCAUGUUGCGGAAAAGAAUUUUUAAUCUCUUUUUCCAUUAAUUGAAAAUCUUGAUUCGUUCGCGAUUAAUCUCAAACGUAUAAGAUUAUUUACCGACUAGAUUAACCCAGGAAUAUUUUCAUAUGCUAAACAAUCGAAAUAAAUUCAUUCGAGUGUAUAUACCUUCCCCUCGUGUGACUCCGCGUGUUCGAAACGUGUGGUAAAUAAAACGCACCUUCGACUCUGAGGAUAAAAAAAAAAAAAAAAACAAAAAGGAAAAAGUGAUAGCGACGUGGCGCGAGAAGAAAGGGAAGAAAAUCACGACAAGUUCGACAUGUGGUUGGCCGUUACCUGCCUCCUGAUAGCCCUCGGGAUAAAAUUAAUAACCGGGCGGAAAGGGAGGGGACGUUUUCCGCCAGGCCCUAGGGGCCUGCCGUUGGUGGGCAACAUACUCGACCUCAAACGUCUCGUCGAGGAGACGAAAUUCCACUACAGAGCGUGGAACAGACUGGCCGAAUCGUACGGGGCGAUCGUCGGCCUGAAAUUGGGUCUCUCCGAGCCGAUGAUAAUCGUCUCGGGGAAAGAAGCUGUCACGGAAAUUCUGAACAGGGAGGAAUUCGACGGACGUCCGGACGGAUUUAUAUUCCGUCACAGGACACAGGGCGUCCGUAGGGGCGUCAUAUUCACGGACGGGACGAUCUGGAAGGAGCAGAGAAGAUUCGCCGUGAAAAAUCUGAGGGAAUUCGGCUUCGGGAAAAGGACCAUGGAGAACAUGAUCGUCGACGAGGCUCUGACGUUGGUCAAAAUUAUAGAAAGAAAAUCAAAAUCGCGAACUAUUCGAAACGUGAACAAAAUCGCCACCGUCGCUGUGCUCAACAGUCUCUGGUGUCUGACCUCCGGUAUAAGGUACGAUCAGGAAAAGGAAGACGCUGGGCUCGAGGAAAUGUUGCAGACGAUAGACGACGUUUUUAAGGACUCGGACGUCUCGGGGGGAAUCAUAACUUAUUUUCCAUUUUUGAGAUACCUCAUUCCCGUUUAUUCCGGAUUCAACGCUAGAAACGAACGCCAGAACAGACUGUGGGAUUUUUUCGGAAAAUUCGUCGCCGAGCAUAAAAUUUCGCGUAAAAAAGGAUCGACCGAAGAGCCCAGAGAUCUGAUAGACGCUUACCUUGCGGAAAUCGAAUCGCAACCACCGAAUUCUGAGUCAUCGUUCAACGAACCCCAGCUGAUCGCUCUCGUCAAGGAUCUUUUCACGGCCGGCGUUGAGACUACGAGUAACACUGUAGGUUUCGGGCUACUCUACCUGGUAGCUAAUCAAACGGUUCAGGAAAAAAUACACGAGGAAAUCGACCGAGUGAUCGGCAGGGAUUCGCCGCCCACGUUGGAAAUGCAAAAUAGGAUGCCGUAUUUGAACGCUACGAUCGCGGAGGUAUUCAGACUUUCGAACGUCGGCCCUACGACCAUACCUCAUCGGGCGAUGGCGGACACCGAGCUCCUGGGUUACGAGAUAAAGAAGAAUUACGUAAUACUGCCGAAUCUGCACAGCGUGCACAACGACAAAUCCCACUGGGGUGAUCCGGAAAAUUUUCGACCCGAAAGAUUCUUGGACGAAAAUGGUAACUUCCAAAACGAUCCCUGGGUCAUGUCGUUCAGCGCGGGGCGCAGAAAAUGUCCGGGCGAAAAAUUGGCGAGGAACAGUUUGUUCCUUUUCCUCAGUUGCCUGCUGCAAAAAUUCCGAUUCGAAUCACCCCACGGCGAAACUAUACCCUCCCUGGACGGCGUCAACGGAUUCACGAUUUCACCGCCGAAUUUCAACGCGGUCGCCGUAAUCAGGUGACGAAUACUUUAGCGUCGGGUAGCGCGUCUGAUCUCGUUCGUUAGCGAAGCCAAAUUCGACGAGGAAUAUAGGCGAAUGGACGUUCGGAGAAAUUAGGAUAGACGAAUAAAUGUAACGCCGAAAUUGGCCGAACUCUGGUGGGUUUUUAGAGCUGAUAUAAAAGGAGAAUUAAUAAUCAAGUAAAUAACUGAAUAUGGAUGUCGAUGGUAAGUUUUUCACGAUUUUACGUGCUGUUAAUAGGCAUGUCAUUUGAUGCACAUUAUACGAUUACCGGAUCCCGUCCCGUGCUCUCGGUUGAAUAAAAAACUGUUAAUUAAUACGUUUCGUAAAAAAUUCAUCAUAAAAAUGAUACUGUUAAUAUACGGAGUAUUAUACGGUGGAGUCGUUCGGAUGGUUGCGAAAUUGGCAAUAAUCGCGAAUAUAUAUACCACCCGUUUCAAGUAACUAACUAAUUACAAUUCAAAUUUAGUUACACCACGUAUCGUGGGGAACGACACGUGAGCCAGAGAAAACGAUAUUGAACAGAAACGAUUUCUCGGAUCGUCCCGCGCGAGACAAGGCCGUAUUUAUCAUCGUCAGUCCUCGUUCGCGAUUGGAAGGCAAUCAAAUCGGUGAUACCCAUGUAAAUUAACGCGACGCGUACUUUUUAACUUU